Marchantia polymorpha subsp. ruderalis is the source of this 4966-nucleotide messenger RNA. Lineage: Eukaryota; Viridiplantae; Streptophyta; Marchantiopsida; Marchantiales; Marchantiaceae. The record is from the annotation of a GenBank genome assembly.
AGAAGUGCUAAUUUAGUGCGGGGUAGGGCUAGACUCGCCCAAUGUGGCAAUAGCGCGCCCUCCUACUCUGGCCUGCUUCAAAAUUCAAAUACUUGAGAACUGCGAUUGCCUCGACGGCGAUGCCGAAACGGGACGCGUCCUGGACUUCGAGGCGAUCAGCGAUCGGGGGAUUGAGCUUGCGCACGCUCGAGGAGGAGCAGGCCAUGGCUCACAGGAUUUGGGGACACGCGAUAGUGAGAUCGAGUCGUCAGUGAGGUGUGUCCAGGUCGAGAAUCAGGCGCAAAUUCAACAUGGAGUGGGAGUUGAGUAAGGAAAAUGUGCAGCCGAUGAAGUCAGGACGUAACGUGGAGGUUUUAAACGAUGCUCUCAAAGCGAAGGUGGAGGGCCACGCUCGUGUCAACAUAUUCGAGACUCAGCGCAGGCAAAUGCUGGAUGCAAUCGAGAAUUAUGCGGGCGAUGACCCCCUACAACCCUGGAUUCGGUGCAUUAAGUGGGUUAAGGAUGCCUUCCCAGCUGGUGGUGCACAAUCAGAACUUUUGAAGCUGUUGGAAGGGUGCACACGCCAAUUUCACAAAGAUGAAUUAUAUCGUAACGACGUGCGCUACCUCAGAGUGUGGGUGCAGUAUGCCGACUGCUGCACUGAUCCAAGUGAUGUUUUCGCGUUCUUGGAAGCGAAUGAGAUUGGACAAACGUUUGCUCUCUUCUAUGAAGCUUACGCUACAUCCAUGGAAGUUCGCAGAAAUUUUAAAAAAGCCGACGAGAUAUACCGACUUGGCAUAUCAAGACAUGCACAGCCCUUGGGCAGGCUGGAGAACAUGUAUAAAAACUUCCUCAGCAGAAUGGUUAGGCGUGGUGAACGGAAGAUUCGCGAAGAACAGCAGCAGAUAUCUAGUGGCUCAUUUUCAGAGAACGAGGCACCUUUUCGAGCAUUUGGUCCAACCUCUCACUUUUCAGGAACUAGUGAGCAGCAUUAUUUUAGAGAACGGGGAAGGCAAUCCUUGAUGCAGCCCCCUCACCCGAGAGGAAAUAAACCCAAAACCGCCAAACUUUCGAUAUUUGUCGAUCCAGAGUUUGAAAGCUCAAGAAAUAACAGCACCCAGGACCUUCCUGGUGAAGAUCCAGGCCUGUCUUCAAAUCAAUCUGCGGCCUGGUGGCACCUUCCUGCUGAAGCGGAUAGGAUAAAAGAAAAUGUUCAGCAACCCACAAAGUGGACUGACGCAAAGAUAAAGCAGAAGCAUCCAUUCUCCCAAGGUCAGCAAUCAGGACUAGAAGUUUACGUCGAUGAACAAUUUUCAGAAGUAAAUAGUCUUAGAGACCACUCUAAGCCUGGGAAGCCUGCUCCGCCCCCUAUAUUGAAACUGAGGCUCGAAGACAUGCAAAGCAUGAAAAGGACCUCGCCACGCCUGAAAGGCUCUUUUCUGGACUUCGCAUCCGCGGCUGUAGGUUCUGCCAGUAACAGUGUUGAGAGCCCUGGAGUUCUGGCUGUUCAAGAGGCGUGCAACCUUCCAAAACCCCAUUUGCCUAGCGUCCUUGCAUAUGACACGCACAUGAUCAACGAGAAUGGAGAAGAGAAAAGUUUUGAGGAGGUGAGGUUAAAGUUGUGGAGAGAGUUUCAUAAAGGUCUCAUGGAUCUGGACCAAGUUGAUAACCUUGAAGUUCCCAGGGAGGAAGAAAGUUUGCAGUUCCUCUCUGGAGCUCAGGACAGUGAUAGACCUGUCCAGUCAGAAGGUCAAGUCACUAUCAAAUCUUCUCCUUGCACGAGUAUUCCUUCAACUCCGAUGCUGGUAGAGACUGAUACAGACACUGUGCAAAGUGUAAGGGACUCUUCCCCUAAGAAUGGUGAUAUCAUACUGGAUGAUGAAAAAUGUCCGGGAGGAAGUGAUCGUCUUGAUUACCUGGUUGAUCCCCCAGCAAAUGGAUCAGCUACAACAGGGAUGAACUCCACUAUUGUUAGUGAGCAGCGAACUGAAGAAGGUUAUUCCCAGCUUGAAGGUUCAUCAGGUCGUCUAUCGAGGGCCUCCACUUCCUUCUCAAUGCAGGGUGAUGAAACUAUUGCAAUUAAACGCUUCGCUGAUGAGAUAAUAGUUCUUGGCACAGACCCUCGGGUCAACAGCAUAGACACAGGUAGUCAUCACGGGCUUGUGGAUCCAACAAUCAAUACGAAGGAGUGUGUAGCGGAUAUCCUCGACAUGUUCAACAAGCCUCUGGAGAGCGACAAUUUAAGAUCUAAAUCCAGGGUGUCCAAGGAUUCUAAGAAGCGUACGAGCAAAUCUGGAGGCUUCCAAAUUUUUGUUGAUGAUGAUUUGCAGGUUGAAAGACAUAUGGAACCUUGCAAGAAUGAAAAGCGGGUGAAAUGCCCUUCUAGCAAAUUUUCUGUAGCAGGUGAGAACAAACUCAGUGGCUUUCAAGUCUAUAUGGAUGAAGAUCUUGGAGGUAAACGGCCAGUAUCUUUCAAAGGAAAUGCUAAAUCAUCCAUCAACUUGUCCAAGAAGUCUGAACCGGAAUCAGGCAAGUUCCAGAUAUAUGAGGAUGAAAACUUUGCGGUCCAGCCUGCGAGACCCAAGCAGAGUCAGAGAAAGACAGUUUCCAAAUUAUCUACCAUUCAAUCCAAAGACUUCCAGGUAUUUGUCGAUGAUGAGUUUUGUGACCUAACCCCCGGCCAGAAUGGAAAGUGUGGGGAGAAUCAGAAGCUAUCUGAUGAAAAUGCGGAGAACUGGAAAAUUGUCGAUAAUGAGGAUAUGAUUGACAAACGUUUGAAGGCCAAGUCAGUCGAAAAGAGGGCUACUAAAUCUACUUCCCGGUCCUCAAUCGAUUUAGGUGUAUGUGUUGAUGAGGAAUUCCGUGAUUUGUCACUGAGUUCACGCUUAUCAGAAGAGCAAGGUUUUGAUAUUUGCCCCGAGAAGUAUUUAGACUCAUCAAGAGCUAAGGAGAACGCUGGUGAAAUUUACCAAGUAGAAGAAGCUUCAAUUACUGUCGAAGGUUCAAGUCCUGUGCUAGCAGGAAUUUGUUUGGAUCAAGUGCUUGAACGGGAAACGGCAGCACAGCUCAAAACAUCUGAACGUCUUGGAUCUACGGCAAUCAACUCCUUGUGUGUGACGAAUAUAGCAGAAACUGUUCCUAUCACUCCUGCGGUUCAUGUGGAGGAAGAGGAAGACUCGGAUGCUGCACCGUCACUAGAGAAUGUUGAUCCAUGGGACGAAAGCACCAUCAAAGGUCUUCUGUCAAGAAUCCACUCGUCUUUGUCCAACUACGAGGGCUUUUUUGAAAGUGAGACAAAGUAUAGUGGCCCUCUUCCCACUUCGUCUUUGAGGGCCAGUAACGGCCGAAAUAAGGAUAUACACCUCGGCAACAAUACCUAUCGUCUCACGGGAUGUAUUGGUGAAGGUGCUUUUGCCCAUGUUUUCGAAGCUGAAGAUGCCGAUGAUGACUUUUUUGACGAUCCGCCUAAAGUUGCACUGAAGUUCCAAAAGCCCGCGUGCCCUUGGGAGUUCUACAUAUAUCGACAACUGGAUAGGCGUAUAUCUGAAGAAGAUAGACGGUAUUUUGGCAAAGCGCGAAGAAUGCACCUCUACACGAAUUGCAGCUUCCUUAUCUGCGACCACGGAGACAAAGGCACUCUUCAGGAUGUUGUGAAUGCGUACCUAGCAGAGCAUCUACACAUGGAGGAAGCUAUGUGCAUGUUCUACACCAUAGAACUGCUGCGCAUGCUGGAAGUCUUGCAUUCCGUUGGGAUCAUCCAUGGUGAUAUUAAACCAGACAACUUUCUCAUGCGAGACAUAGACGACAGCAUUAAAGUCGAGGAUUGGGCUCCUGAUCAUCCUGGUUGUUGGAAAUCCCAAGGUUUAUGCCUGAUUGAUUGGGGUCGAAGUAUCGACACAACUCUAUUUCCAGAUGGUACAGAGUUUCUGGGUGACUGCAAGACUGAUUCGUUCAGAUGCCCAGAAAUGUUGGAGCGGCGUCCAUGGACUUUCCAGGUCGACACUUUUGGCCUGUGCGGUGUAGUUCACUGUUUGCUACAUCAAAGCUACAUGCAAGUGGAAAAGGUCAAGACUGCGGACGGACAGUGUCUUUAUCGUCCGAAAGCUGCCUUCAAGCGGUAUUGGAAUGUGAAGCUAUGGAAAGAGCUAUUUGAUAAUUUGUUGAAUGUCAAGGAUUUUUAUGAUCGUGAAGUUUUGAUACGGUUGAGAAAAAGCUUCGAGAACCACCUGGUCGAGAACAAUAUGGGGAAGAAGCUGAAGGGGUUCGUAAGAAAGCAGAACAUUAUGAUAUUCGAGUCCCGCCGCCGAUAAGAUGUUAUGCGCUCGAUCGUCCUUGAGACACAUGGACAAAGUGGGCUUUUCUUGCUGUGCUGUAUUGGCAGAGUCAAUACCACAGUCGACCUUUGAAGGUCAUUGUCAUUGUAUUGAAGCGACGUCCGUCCUAAGUUCAUACGAUCAGUUAUAUAUCUAUAUAGGCGAAACCUUUUGAGUCUCCUUUUGGUUGGAUAGUUUUAAUCUGGAAGUAGCUUGUAGGGCUGAUUAUAACAGUAUUUUGUUUUGCGGUUGACCUUUUUGUACAUACGUUCAUUCGCGAAAUGUUUCUACUGAAACAUCAGAUUGUGCAUUAUAAUUGAUAUCAUCCUCUGAAGUCCUUGAAGUAAAGACGUAAAUUUUAUGAGAACCUGAGAGUGUCUUCACAUUUGAGGACAUUGUGUGAAGUCUGCGAGAGACCACAUUUGUGAAUGUACUGCCAGUACUGUUGUCUGGCACCCCCUCAUACCUGCAUCGGCAGUCUAGUCUACCAUGGGUGUGUGGCAAUCUUAUAAUGCGCUUUCUCGAUGCUGAAUCCCACCUGUAAGUACGAACUUGUGUGAAGAGAAAUUGAUGAAUCUUCUCGUGAACUCUGAUCCUUCAGCCAGGCCAUCUUUUGAAGACAAAUUCCUCUCGUGUCCAAGCCGAUGCUGGACUGCGAUGUUGUAACUGGGAAG